AUGGUUGAUAUUGUUUUUAAUGACAACCUAGGAAUCGACAGUUUGUAUGAAAUGAAAUCGACACAUAAAUGGAUCUUUGAAAUUUUGGAAUGUAUGGCUGAAGUGACAAAAGAUGAUGAUCUCUCACAAGAUCAACUUGAUAUGGUACAGACUUCUAUCUUUAGAGCUAUACAGCAAGGGUAUUUUGAGUUUGUCCUACAGAUUUGCAAAGAAAAUUCAAAACUCUUGGGCCGACUACUUGAAGAGAAAAGAGUCAAAGGCAUGUUUCAUUUUGCCAUUGAAUCUCGUCAGAAGGAAGUUUAUAGUCUUAUCUACGAGCUUGAGGAAAAAGAAAGACGUGAUAUUGGAAUUUAUCUCGUGAAGGGGGACUAUAAUCUGCUACAUUGUGCCGCGAACUUAUCCUCACUUCCACAAUUUGUUCAUAUUCAAGAUGCAUCUUUACAAAUGCAAAGAGAACUCCAAUGGUUUAAGGAGGUGGAGAGUGUUGUACCUCCUGAAAUGUAUGAACAUCGAGACCGUUCAAAUGAUAUGACAGCACGAGAACUAUUUACCAAGAAUCACAAGAAAUUGUUGGAAGAUGCAGAGAUUUCUAUAAAAGGGACGGCUACUUCUUGUACAGUUGUAGGCGUUUUGACUGUUACGAUGAUGUUUGCUGCAGCAUUUACAGUUCCUGGUGGAAAUGAUGGUAACACAGGCCUCCCCUUGUUUCUAGAUCAUAAGUUGUUCAAGGUGUAUAUAGUUUCAGAUACUAUAUCACUUGUUUCUUCCACGAGUUCAUAUGGUAAUAGCGUUUUCUUGUGCGCUUAUCCUUAUGCCAAUGGAUUGUUAUGUUAA
Messenger RNA from Fragaria vesca subsp. vesca, 834 nucleotides. RefSeq lists its product as uncharacterized. The record is from RefSeq and is a predicted model, not a curated record. Bases 1 to 834 code for a protein of 277 amino acids. NCBI's taxonomy places the organism in Eukaryota, Viridiplantae, Streptophyta, Magnoliopsida, Rosales, Rosaceae. The transcript has 3 exons.